Molecule: messenger RNA, 6050 nt
Organism: Archocentrus centrarchus (flier cichlid)
Lineage: Eukaryota; Metazoa; Chordata; Actinopteri; Cichliformes; Cichlidae
Gene: scn8ab
Product: sodium channel, voltage gated, type VIII, alpha subunit b
Exons: 27
Coding region: 10-5970 (1986 amino acids)
Biological process (GO): neuronal action potential; membrane depolarization during action potential; sodium ion transmembrane transport
Cellular component (GO): voltage-gated sodium channel complex; plasma membrane
Molecular function (GO): calcium ion binding; voltage-gated sodium channel activity
Source: RefSeq, a predicted model, not a curated record
GAUGAAAACAUGGCUGCACCCCUUCUUGCACCCCCAGGACCUGACAGCUUCAAGAAAUUCACCCCGGAGACACUCGAAAAUAUUGAGAAACGCAUCAAAGAAGAGAAGAACAAGAAGCCACCCAAGCCAAGAUCAGACAGCAGUCACCGCGACACAUCUGACGACAAUGAACCCAAGCCCAACAGUGACCUGGAGGCUGGGAAGAGCCUGCCCUUCAUCUAUGGCGACAUUCCUGAUGGAAUGGCGGCCACACCACUGGAGGAUUUGGACCCAUUCUAUAUGAAUAAGAAAACGUUUAUAGUCCUAAACAAGGGGAAAACACUCUUCCGCUUCAGUGCCACGCCCUCCUUGUACAUCUUAAGCCCUUUUAAUCUACUUAGGCGAAUAGCUAUAAAAAUUUUGAUACAUUCGCUAUUCAGCAUGAUCAUCAUGUGUACGAUUUUGACCAACUGCAUAUUCAUGACAUUCAGUGAUCCCCCGGAGUGGUCCAAACAAGUAGAGUAUACCUUCACCGGUAUCUAUACAUUUGAGUCACUCACAAAAAUUGUUGCCCGAGGUUUUGUUAUUGAUGGGUUCACCUUUCUCAGAGACCCUUGGAACUGGCUGGACUUCAUGGUCAUUUCAAUGGCGUAUAUAACAGAGUUUGUAAACCUAGGCAAUGUGUCAGCUCUCCGUACCUUCAGGGUUUUGAGGGCUUUGAAAACAAUUUCAGUUAUCCCAGGCCUGAAGACCAUUGUGGGUGCUCUGAUCCAGUCUGUGAAGAAGCUGUCGGAUGUGAUGAUUCUGACCGUCUUCUGUCUCAGCGUCUUCGCUCUGAUUGGACUGCAGCUGUUCAUGGGGAACCUGCGGAAUAAAUGUGUGAUCUGGCCGGUCAACCUGACGGAUCUUUACCCGCCAAAUGGCAGCAGGGUUUUUGACUGGACUGAAUACUCCAUGAAUACCUGUGAGUCUAAUUUCUACUUCCUGCCUGGCCAGCUUGAUGCUCUGCUAUGUGGAAAUAGUUCUGACUCAGGACGAUGUCCAGAGGGCUUUACAUGUAUGAAAGCUGGAAGGAACCCCAACUAUGGUUACACCAGCUUUGACAGCUUCGGAUGGGCUUUCCUCACCCUCUUUCGUCUCAUGACCCAAGACUUCUGGGAAAAUCUCUACAUGCUGACUCUACGAGCUGCGGGGAAGACCUACAUGAUCUUCUUUGUGCUGGUCAUCUUUGUGGGCUCAUUCUACCUGGUAAAUCUGAUCUUGGCUGUGGUGGCCAUGGCUUAUGAGGAGCAGAACCAAGCCACAAUUGAGGAGGCACAGCAGAAAGAGGCGGAAUUCAAGGCCAUGCUGGAACAGCUCAAAAAGCAGCAGGAAGAGACUCAGGCUGCUGCCAUGGCGACAUCUGCUGGUACUGUAUCAGAGGCUGCGUUAGAAGAUGAAGGAGGGGGGCACUUGUCCCGCAGUUCCUCCGAGGUCUCUAAGCUGAGCUCCAAGAGUGCAAAAGAGCGUCGCAAUCGCAAGAAGAAAUGGCGACAGAAAGAGCAGGAGAAAGAGAAGGGAGACACUGAAAAGGUGGUUAAGUCCGAGUCAGAUGAUGGCAGCAAGAAAAGCACCAUUCGGUUUCCAGGAAGUCGACUGGGGAGGAAGACAUCCAUCAUGAACCAGUCACUACUCAGCAUCCCAGGCUCACCCUUCAUGUCACGCCACAACAGCCGCAGCAGCAUCUUCAGCUUUAAAGGCCGUUCCAAGGACAUGGGCUCAGAGAAUGAAUUUGCAGACGAUGAGCACAGUACAGUAGAGGAGAGCGAAGACCGUCGAGGCUCCCUGUUUAUACCUUACCGUCGCAACAGCUACAGUGGCUACAGCCAAGGCUCAUCGCGCAUCCAUCCGCUGGCACCCCACUCUGGAGGGAAGAGAAACAGCACAGUGGACUGCAAUGGCGUGGUGUCUCUCAUCGGCCCUGGGCCUGGCAGACGGCUUCUGCCUGAGGUGAAAAUAGAUAAGGCAGCCACUGAUGACACACAGACUACAGACGUUGAAAUUAAGAAGAAGCACUCUGGGUCUCUCAUGGUGUCUGUGGAUCAGCUCAACUCCUCUUUCAAAGGGAAGGACCGUGCCAACAGUCAGAUGAGUGUAGUCACCAACACUCUGAUAGAGGAGUUAGAGGAGUCGCAAAGAAAGUGUCCUCCCUGCUGGUACAAGUUUUCUAACAUCUUUCUCAUCUGGGAAUGCUGUCCUUUCUGGCUAAAACUCAAGCACAUAGUCUACUUGAUUGUCAUGGACCCAUUUGUUGACCUGGCCAUCACCAUUUGUAUUGUUCUCAACACCCUUUUCAUGGCCAUGGAGCACUACCCCAUGACGCAACAUUUUGAGGAAGUACUGGCUGUUGGCAACCUGGUUUUUACCGGUAUCUUUGCUGGGGAGAUGUUUGCCAAGCUAAUUGCCAUGGAUCCCUACUACUACUUCCAGGAAGGCUGGAACUGCUUUGAUGGCUUUAUUGUGACUCUAAGUUUAGUUGAACUGGGACUGGCUGAUGUGGAAGGUCUGUCAGUGCUCAGGUCUUUCCGAUUGUUAAGAGUGUUUAAGCUGGCCAAAUCAUGGCCAACACUCAACAUGCUGAUCAAGAUCAUCGGCAACUCAGUGGGAGCCCUGGGUAAUCUGACCCUGGUGUUGGCCAUCAUUGUCUUUAUCUUUGCUGUUGUGGGAAUGCAGCUGUUUGGUAAAAGCUACAAGGACUGUGUGUGCAAGAUUGCACAGGACUGCGAGUUGCCGCGAUGGCACAUGCACGACUUCUUCCACUCCUUCCUAAUUGUGUUCAGAGUGUUGUGUGGGGAGUGGAUCGAGACCAUGUGGGACUGUAUGGAGGUGGCCGGACAGACCAUGUGCCUAACUGUCUUCAUGAUGGUCAUGGUGAUUGGUAACCUGGUGGUCCUGAACCUGUUUCUGGCCCUGCUGCUGAGCUCAUUCAGUGCAGACAACCUUGCUGCCACCGAUGACGAUGGUGAGCCCAACAACCUCCAGCUUGCGGUUGCCCGCAUUAAGACAGGGAUUGCCUGGUUCAAGGCAAACAUGAGGAUUUUUGUAGCCACAAUGCUAAAGAAGCAGCCUAUUGAAGAUGAACAGAAGCCUCUGGAUGAGAUGUAUGAGAAGAAACUCAACUGCAUUGCAAACCACACAGUGGACAUUAAUCGAGGACUGGACUAUGCAAAAAAUGGCAAUGGCACCACCAGUGGCAUUGGGAGCAGUGUGGGAAAGUACAUGAUUGAUGAAGACUACAUGUCCUUCAUCCACAACCCAAACCUCACUGUCUGUGUUCCAAUCGCUGUUGGCGAGUCUGACUUUGAAAACCUUAAUACGGAAGAUUUCAGCAGUGAAUCAGACGUGGAAAAUAGCAAAGAUCUGGAUGACACUAGCUCAUCUGAAGGCAGCACCAUAGACAUCAAGCUUGAUGUGGAGGAGGUAGCAGUGGUGGAGGUUGUGGAGGAAUAUCUUGACCCAGAGCCCUGCUGGACAGAUGAAUGUGUGGCCAAAUACAAGUGCUGUGAUGUUCCCAUCACUCACGGCUGGGGGAAAUACUGGUGGUUCCUGAGGAAGACCUGCUACUUGAUAGUGGAACACAACUGGUUUGAAACCCUGAUCAUCUUCAUGAUCCUGCUCAGCAGUGGAGCGUUGGCCUUUGAGGAUGUUUACAUAGAACAGAGGAAGACAGUCCGCAUCAUUCUGGAGUAUGCUGAUCGGGUUUUCACCUACAUCUUCAUCCUGGAGAUGUUGCUGAAAUGGGUGGCUUAUGGCUUUGUCAAGUACUUUACUAACGCCUGGUGCUGGUUGGACUUCUUCAUUGUCGAUGUGUCUAUAGUCACCCUUAUAGCUAAUGCGUUGGGCUACUCCGAUCUAGGCCCGAUUAAAUCACUCAGGACACUGAGGGCCUUGAGACCCCUCAGGGCCCUGUCACGUUUUGAAGGGAUGAGGGUUGUAGUGAACGCCUUGGUGGGCGCAAUUCCCUCGAUCAUGAACGUGUUGCUGGUGUGUCUCAUCUUCUGGCUCAUCUUCAGCAUCAUGGGUGUCAAUCUGUUUGCUGGAAAGUAUUACUAUUGUUUCAACGAGACAUCUGAGGAGUACUUUGAACCGCAUGAGGUGAACAACAAAACAGAGUGCUUUGCGCUCAUCAAUGCAAAUUACACUGAAGUCAGGUGGAAAAAUGUCAAGAUCAAUUUUGACAAUGUGGGCGCAGGAUACCUGGCUCUCCUGCAAGUGGCAACAUUCAAAGGCUGGAUGGACAUUAUGUAUGCAGCAAUAGACUCUAGAAAGGUGGAGGAUCAGCCCCUCUAUGAGGACAACUUGUACAUGUACAUCUAUUUUGUCAUAUUCAUCAUCUUCGGCUCGUUCUUCACCCUAAACCUCUUCAUUGGUGUCAUCAUUGAUAACUUCAAUCAACAAAAGAAAAAGUUUGGAGGUCAGGAUAUCUUCAUGACAGAAGAGCAGAAGAAGUAUUACAAUGCCAUGAAGAAACUAGGGUCAAAGAAACCACAGAAGCCAAUACCAAGGCCUCAGAACAAAAUCCAGGGCAUGGUGUUUGAUUUUGUGACGCAGCAGGUGUUUGACAUCUCCAUCAUGAUGCUCAUCUGCCUCAACAUGGUCACUAUGAUGGUGGAGACGGAUGAUCAGUCAGCGGAGACGGAGAAUGUGCUUUACUGGGUCAACUUUGUCUUCAUUGUUGUCUUCACUGGCGAGUUUUUACUGAAGCUCUUCGCACUGCGUCACUAUUACUUCACCAAUGGCUGGAACAUUUUCGAUGUGGUUGUGGUCAUCCUUCAAUUGUGGGCAAGAAUGUUUCUGGCUGACCUGAUCGAGAAAUACUUUGUGUCACCAACGCUCUUCAGGGUGAUCCGUCUGGCUCGUAUUGGCAGGAUCCUGCGUCUCAUCAAGGGGGCCAAAGGAAUCAGAACUCUUCUGUUUGCCCUUAUGAUGUCACUUCCUGCCUUGUUUAAUAUUGGCCUACUGCUUUUCCUGGUUAUGUUCAUUUUCUCUAUCUUUGGAAUGUCCAACUUUGGCUAUGUUAAAUACGGGGCUGGAAUCGAUGACCUGUACAAUUUUGAGACCUUUGGCAACAGCAUGAUCAUCCUGUUUAUGAUCACCACAUCUGCUGGCUGGGACGGCCUUCUGCUGCCUAUUCUUAACUACCCUCCCGACUGUGACCCUCUUUUGGAGAACCCGGGGACUCCUGUUACAGGAGACUGUGGCAACCCAUCGGUGGGCAUCUUCUUCUUUGUUAUGUACAUCAUCAUUUCUUUCCUGAUUGUAGUCAACAUGUACAUUGCCAUCAUCCUGGAGAAUUUCAGCGUGGCCACGGAGGAGAGUGCAGAUCCACUCAGUGAAGAUGACUUUGAGACCUUUUAUGAAAUUUGGGAGAAGUUUGACCCAGAUGCCUCCCAGUUCAUCACCUAUGCCAAGCUUUCUGACUUUGCUGAUGCACUUGAACACCCACUCCGCGUGCCCAAGCCUAACACCAUUGAACUGAUUGCAAUGGACAUGCCUAUGGUGAGUGGAGACCGCAUACACUGUCUGGACAUCCUGUUUGCCUUCACCAAGCGUGUGCUGGGUGACAGUGGUGAGUUGGACAUGUUGAGGCAACAAAUGGAGGAGCGUUUUGUGGCAGCCAAUCCCUCCAAGGUCUCUUACGAGCCUAUCACCACCACACUGAGGCGCAAGCAGGAGGAUGUGUCGGCCAGAAUCAUUCAAAGGGCCUACCGCUCCUAUUUGGCCAGGCGGGGUUUUGUUUAUAAGCGUAAACCAGCCAAUAACAAAGAGGAGAAUGAUGAUAACAAUCAGGAACAAGAAAGGAAGGAGGGCACUCCCUCAACCGCCUCCCUGCCUUCUUAUGACAGUGUAACCAAACCUGACAAGGAGAAACAGGAAGACAACAAUGAGGGCAAGGGAGGAAGGAAAGAGAAGGGAAGAAACCAAAAAGACAUCAGGGAAUCCAAAUGUUAGGGCGCUGGAUGUAUAUUCACAGUAAUAACAAUAGAGGUGAUAAUAAUGUAACUUCAAGCAAAGCGAGAGGAAACUCACCA